Molecule: messenger RNA, 3413 nt
Organism: Cucurbita pepo subsp. pepo (vegetable marrow)
Lineage: Eukaryota; Viridiplantae; Streptophyta; Magnoliopsida; Cucurbitales; Cucurbitaceae
Gene: DAW1
Product: Transducin/WD40 repeat-like superfamily protein
Biological process (GO): exocytosis; Golgi to plasma membrane transport
Cellular component (GO): plasma membrane; cytoplasm
Molecular function (GO): syntaxin binding; GTPase activator activity; myosin II binding
Source: RefSeq, a predicted model, not a curated record
UCUUCGGUUAUCACAAAGCGGAUUUCAUCUUCCAUUUUCAGUCUUCUCUACUGAUCUCGGUUCUCGUUCACUCAGAUUCUCAGAGAGUGGAGCUUUCGCUUUCGUCAAGAUGUUCGUGAAGAAACUCGUCGAGAAGGCUUCGCGGAAGACAGGAAGCACCCUUGAUGGUGUGAAAGGAAGCGAGGUGGAACCACGCCUUGCCUUCCACUAUGGCAUUCCAUCAGGCUCUACUAUUUCUGCUUAUGACUCAAUACAGAAGAUUCUUGCUCUUUCUACCAGCGAUGGUCGAAUUAAGCUAUUUGGAAAAGAUAACACUCAAACUCUACUUGAAUCUAAGGAGGCAACUCCUAGCAAGUUUUUGCAAUUCAUGGAGAACCAGGGAUUCCUUCUUAACGUUACUUCAAAGAACCAAAUUGAGGUAUGGGAUAUAGACAGGAAGCUGUUGUCACAUGUGCAUGUUUUUGAGGAAGAAAUCACCUCAUUCACGAUCUUGCAACAAAAUCCGUAUAUGUUCGUUGGAGAUUAUCUCGGUAAUGUUUCAAUUUUGAAGCUUGACCAAAGUCUCGGCAACAUAGUACAAAUGAAUUACAUCAUACCUGUUUCAGCCUCACGGGGAAAUCCAGCUGAUGUUACCAGUGACACCUCUGUAAACCACAUACUACCACAACCGACCACUGAAUUCAAGAGAGUGCUGCUAAUAUUCAAGGAUGGUUUGAUUGUUUUGUGGGGAAUUAAAGAAUCCAAAUCUAUUUUCAUCACGGGGGGAAAUAACAUGCUAUCUUCAUAUCAAGAAGCAAAGAAGGUGACUUCUGCAUGUUGGGUUUGCCCUUUAGGAAGCAAAGUUGCUGUAGGAUAUAGCAAUGGAGAUGUUUUAAUAUGGGCCAUUCUUUAUGGCCAAAAUCCAAAAGCUGAAUCAGCUUCAGAGAAUAGCGGUCGCUCUGGUCCUUUAUACAAGCUUAAUCUCGGAUAUAAGUUGGACCAAAUUCCUAUUGCAUCGCUGAGGUGUGAUUAUAUGGAUGCAAAAACAAGUCGACUAUAUGUUAUGGGCGCCUCUUCAGACUCCCUGCAGGUAGUGUUGUUAAAUGAGCAAAUUGAAGCUCGCAUGAUCAAAUUGGGGCUACAGUUGUCCGAAGCUUGCAUUGACAUGGAAAUCAUUUCAAGCCUCAGUGAUCACAGCAAGAACAAACAAGAUUAUCUACUAUUGCUUGGAAAAUCUGGGUGUGUUUAUGCCUAUGAUAAUUGCUUGAUUGAGAAAUAUCUCCUACAACAAUGCCAAUCCAGGUCGGCUACCUCACUUCCAAAGGAGGCUAUGCUUAAGAUUCCGUUGCUUGAUUCAAACAUAACUGUGGCAAGAUUUUUCACCAAUAAUUCUUGUUCUCUACAUCCUUCAGAUGAGGAUUACAUUCAGCGGAUAAAGGACAUUUCUUCCCUUGUUCUUUCUGAGCCAAAACCAAAGGAAGUAGUAACAUAUUUGAAUACGGUCGAAUUUGGUGGAUUUUCUAAGGUUGAGAAUCUGUAUAUAUCAGGACAUAAUGAUGGAAGCGUAAAUUUUUGGGAUGCAUCAUGUCCAAUUUUUAUCCCAAUCCUUUCACUACAACAACAGAGUGAGGAUGAUUUUUCUUUAAGUGGAAUACCAGUGACAGCAUUGCAUUUUGAUGGCAAUUCCCAAAUUCUUAUUUCUGGAGACCACAGCGGAACGGUCCGUAUCUUUAAAUUUCGACCAGAAUCUUAUGCGGCAGACAACAGUUUUAUGCCUUUCCAAGGCAGUACAAAGAAACGGAACAAUCAUAUUAUCCAGAGUGUUAAACUUGUACAAGUUGAUGGUUCAGUACUUGUAAUUAGCAUCAGCCCCAGAUCAAAUCAUCUUGCUGUUGGAACUGAUAAAGGAUAUAUUUCUCUGUUCGAUAUACAAGGGUCGAGUCUGAUAUAUCAAAAACGCAUCGCCAGUGUCAUUUCUUUGCAGUUUGAGAGCUGCAAUUUGCAGGGUUUUGAGAAAAAUGUUCUCACUAUUGCAACAAAGGAUUCUUCUAUUUUGGCUCUUGAAAGUGAAACGGGGAAUACAUUGAGUGCUAACAUGGUUCAUCCCAAGAAACCCUCCACAGCUCUAUUCAUGCAGAUUUUAUAUGGACAAGAUGCAUCAACCAGAGGGUCAGUCAUGUCAGACGAUCUUAAACCGGGGAAACGGAGCAGCAGCAGCAGCAGCAGUCCAGCAGUGGAUGGUGUGCCAAGACAGCCGUUGGUAUUACUAUGUUCUGAGAAAGCUGCGUAUAUCUAUUCCUUCGUGCAUGCUGUUCAGGGACUAAAGAAGGUUCUUUACAAGAAGAAGUUUCACUCAUCAUGUUGUUGGGCUUCCACCUUCUACACUACCUCAGAUGUUGCCCUCUUCCUUGUUUUUGGCAAUGGCAAAAUUGAAAUAAGGUCCUUGCCGGAGUUCUCUCUCUUAAAGGAGACUACAGUAAGAGGCUUCAACUAUUCUCCUUCAAAACUUGAUUCGUUGCCUGAAACCACUGCAUGUUCUUCCAAGGAUGGAGAACUUCUUGUGGUGAAGGUGAUCAAGAAAUUUUUGUCAUCUCGGUAUUGUCCUAAGAAGAGCUUUAGGAUCAUGGACUCUGUCAGUCACAUAUACAGGAAAGAUUACGUGAUUCCACCGGAAGGGUCCAAUGCACACAAGGAGAAAAAGAAGGGGGGUAUAUUUACUUCUGUUUUCCAAGAGAUUUCUGGAAGCAAAGCAAAGCAGGCUCCUGAUAUGGAAGCAGAAGAUAGUAGAGAAAGUGUUGAAGAACUUAGCGUAGUGUUUUCAGCUUCCAACUUCCACAGGGAUGUUAAGACUGCUGAAGAUACUGAAAAGUUGGUCGAAAAUGAGGACGAGCCUGCGUUGGAUAUAGAUGACAUCGAAAUUGAAGAUGCUGUUGAAAAACCAAAAGAACAGAGCAUGUUGGGUUCUCUCAAUAAGCAAAAGUUGGCCAAUACAUUUAAUUCUUUUAAAGGAAAGCUAAAACAGAUGAAGGCGAAGACAGAGAAGAACUCGAGCAAGGAAGAGCAAGUUGAUUGGAAUACAGCCGCAGAUAGUAAGGCAGGUGCAGUUGAUCAGAUCAAGAAGAAGUACGGGUUUUCAUCAGCCGGUGAAACAAGUGAUGCAAAGAUGGCAGAAAGCAAGUUGCAGGAGAAUGCAAAAAAAUUACAGGGAAUCAACCAAAGAGCUACAGAAAUGCAAGACACAGCGAAGUCAUUUUCAUCCAUGGCAAAUCAAUUACUGCGAACUGCUGAACAACAUGGAACACGUAAUUAACUCUCUAUCAACUUUAUUUUUAUUUAUUGUUUAUAUAUUUUGAUUGCUUUUGUUGUGCAUAAUUAACUUUAAAUUCUAUGUAGCUCCUCGAAAUCUAAAAUUAUUGUACCAAAAUUUCCACUUA